AUGGGAGCAUCAACUAUUCCGGAGUGUGUGAGAAAGGACUUUGAGGCCGGAACGGCCUCGACGAGAUCCGUGGCUACGCUACAGACAUUGCUCGGCCUGGUCGAUGCCACGCCAGGAGCUGCAACGAGAGACCCCAUCGGGCCCAGAGCGGGCAGUAAGACAGACACAAUUCCCGUGCGCAAUGGAAGAGCUCCACCAGGAAAGCCAAAGCCAGCGCGACCGGUCCCAGCAUCGGAGGAGAGAACGAAAGGCUUGUCGGGGCGCGAGAAAUACGCGCUCGCCACAGAGACGAUCAAUACAUGCUUGAAACUCCUGAACGACACUUUGAGGUCUUCGAAAGCUGCGGCGGAAUCGAAGCACUCGGUGAAAGCGUUUCAGUCACCGGCUAGUAGGCCUAAGAAGCCGCUACAGCCAGUGUCGGGCAACAUCACGCCAGCGCCGUCGCCGCCGAAAAGACGCAAGGCAAGUGAAGCAUCAAUCGCGCAAAUCGCCUCUCCAGCAGAAGUUGACCGGAAAGAAAAUGCGAGGGCACUGGCAAAUUGCGCUCGAUUAUCUACCGCCUACCUGCGUAGUGUGGACACCAAAGCCCUGGGUGUAAGACCACUCCCGAAGUUUCAAAUGGAGUCGGGCAUGCUAGCACUUUCAAACAGCCUCGUUGGACUCGGAAUGUAUGAUCUGGCCGUGAAUGAGCUGAGCUUGGUGAAGCGGAGCCUGGAGCACACUCAGAGACCACCUGGAGGCAAAGUAGACGUCAAAGUAGCCGAGACCGCCAAACAGCCGUUGGUGAGCCUGUUACAAUUGGCGCUGCCCAACGAUGCUCUGCUUGAGGACGAUGCGAUUUCUCUGGCUCUUUCGUACUACCAAACUGCUCUGAAGCUUCUUUCAAGCCAACGGAGGCCGCGCGGAAUCGAACGGAUACCGGAGUACCUCUCGCUUGAGGGCCCCAAUGGCUACAUUGCGGUACUCCGGCGCCAGUCUACAUUGGACGGCAAUGCCACAAAGGUGAACAAAUCGCUGGAAAACAUAGCAAGUGUGCUGCUCGGCAUCUGCCCUUCUGUUGCGUCGGCGGGGGAUGAGGCCGCCGUGGAUGUGCGAGCCUCGCCUUCUCCGGAAGCAGUUUUCAAGGUCCAGACACUCGCAUUGCAGAUCCGAGCGAUUGUUUUGAACAGCAGUGGCCAGUACAACGAAGUGGAGAGAGAGUUGAUCGGCCCUCUAGCCAAAUGCAUGACGGCAUUUGCCAGGCGGUUUCGCGGCGACGCCGUUACAGCGAGCGAUGUCAUGGUGGAGAGUUACAAGAAAAUCACUUCGGGUCUACCAACGAGAACAGGCCUUCCACUAUACAGUAUACACAGUCAACUGUACCAUCAUGCAGACAAGGCUGAGCUGUACGAAGACGCUUUGCAAUGGGCAGAGCAGUUGGCCAACGACUGCCAGGAGCUGGAAGCAAACCACGCAAGACAUAUCGCUGCUGUCGCUGGCAAGGCUGCCAUCGAAGCACACCUCCGCCUGCCAGAUGCUCGCAUAAGUAUGGAAAAAGCAGCACGCCUUCUCGCUGGCAAGAUCAACGGCGGUAGCAGAGAGUACGAAACUCUGGUGCGCAGUCUCGCCCGGUUGACUUUACUACGCUCGGCUCCAUUAUGCUCGCAGCAACUGUUGGCCGCAGCCGCCAGAUUCGCACAGCGCUACGCACGCUCAUAUCCAGAUUCCUGCAUUCACGACCUCCAAUCCAUCAUGGACAGCGCCUUGAGGAGUAGCAAGACGAGCGACGACAUGCUCUCUUGGAUCAGUCUAGAUGCUGCGACCAUUUACAUUCAGGCUGGAGUACUGAGAGCGGUAGCUACCUGUGCUACAGAACGACCACUCGCGGAGGCCUGGUCUGUUGAUGCUGCAGCUAUCUCCUUGAGUCGAGUACUUCGAGGCCUCGUUCUGAAGUCUGUACGAAGCGAUGGUGACAUCAAAAAGAUUCCAGGCAUCAAUGAGGACGUAUUGGAGCCGGCGCAGAGAGGUGCGAUGCUGGAAUGGCAACUGCACUAUGCUGUUGAGCUCGCUUCAAGGACAAAGUACCACCAUGCUUUGAGAAAACUUCUUCCGGACCUCCUUCGGGUUCUGUCCAGCGUGUACGAUGUUUCGACCUACCCCAUCCGACGAGCCAGAGUUGUCUUCGUGGUGCUUGGCCUCCACGAGUGUCAUCAGAGCUUGCUGUCGGAACAAGUACGCCAAUCCUGGUGCGAAAACGUUCCCAGUGAUCUAUCCCAGCUCGGAGAAGACGCCGGAUUGGAGCCUUAUGCUCAUGACAUUGUCGCGAGGAGCCAGGUGGCCCAACUGUUCUCGAAAGGUAGACCAACGUUCGAGGAGCUCAACCCUGCUUUGCAGUCCUGGCAGAACAUUGUCGAUCGUCGUGCAGAUGGAAGAGCUGUGUCUGGUAUGGUCGAUGACCCGGUCUCACUGCAGGAACAGCUUCGCUCCAUUGCUGCAUAUUUCAGGAUGCUUGGAGAUGAUGCGGCGACACUGGCAGUGUUACAAUUACUUGUGAGGCUCCAUCGCUUGACUAGCACAGGUUCUGCGGUUUCUGUUUCUUCCUGCGUGGAGCUAGCGGAGCAGUGGUUGCGACUUGGCUACUCCGAACACGCUGGCAGUGUACUUGCUCAAUCCGAGACUCGAUUGCAAGAUCUCAAAGAGGCCAACCUUGAAAGACUCCACCAUCGGCUCGCCCACGCAGAACAUCUCCAGGCGAUGGCCGAUACGGAGAAGUGUGCGACUGUGCUCGACGAGGCAAGAAGUCUCAGAAAGGAGCUGCCUCCAGCACGCAUCUCGACGGAGCAAAGCCGCGCCUUCGAGUCGCUCCAUGCCCAAGCUUGGUUGGUGCAGUCGAAGAACUGCCUAGCGGCAGGCUCACUGCACGACGCAUUGGCGGCCGCGAAGCAGUCAGUGAGAGUGUUGAACAGCGUUUGGUCGUCUCUGGAGCGAAUGGAAGACGGACCUCGACAACACCACCGCCCUGAGGCACCUGAACCAAGCGAAGCGAGCAUGGACGGCCUUGCCCAGGGUGUCAGUAAGCUGGAUCUCAAAGCCGCUGCCACGAAGAAGAAGCAGUCCAGUGUGUCAAAUCUCAGAGGAGCGGCCUUCUGGCCUAUUGUACCUCUGAUUGUAAGGUCGCUACAGCAUCUCUCGGACAUGUACGCUCAUCAUGGGCUCUUCAUCGAAGCCGACCAUUACUCUGAAAGGGCGGUCUCCAUUACCAAGUCCAUGGGAUCGAACACACUCUUGUCCCGAGCUCAGAGCCACCGAAGCCAACUGUUGACAUUGGCCGGCCAAUUAGAACAAGCCGAACUUUGUCUUGAAAUGAACGACACUUCUUCGGCAGACCAAGUGUCGUUGGGUCAAGUGGAACGUCUUUGUGCCAAAGCAACCUUGCGGAGGAAGGAAGGCUCUCUGGAAGUGGCGUUCGACCUGUACGAGCAAGCAGAACAAGUCUUGCAAAAGCUGCAGUCCGACAGCCAUAUACGGGAGCUUGAAUCCUGCCUCGAUCCAAGCACCAAUGGUGUGGAGCAUCAAUUUCAGUCUCUCGCAUUAGCCGAUGAAAAGCAGCACGGUCGCACGGAUCCCUCCAGCAAUGCUCAUGCGAAAGGCAAUCAUGGGAGGAAGAUCGUCAAACAGCCUGCAAGUGCAACGAAGAAUGCAAAGGCGCCGCGCAAGGCAUGCGCGAACCCACAAACAGCAGCUGUCGUGAUGGCUGCCCAUCGCUCUCCGAUAUCAAAGCUCCAGAAACUUGCCCUCAACAAUAAAGCUCUCGUCGCUUUGCAGCUUGGCCGUGGUGUGGAAUCCAAAGACAGUUGGUCAUCUUCACCAGGGCUCGAGCAGUCUGGCCGCGUACGACAUCAGAUCCUCUUCAGAUCAGCGCUCGAUAAUUUGGACAUGGAUGUGACAUUAAAUAUUCUCCAGGAGUCCACUCUGUCUAUACCGACUGGAAAGAUUGUCGCUGGCAACACAAACGCAGUGAGCGCCCCUCGGCCCAAACAACCAGCUCAGGCAAAGGCAAAUGCAACGGUGAAAUCAUCCAGGUCAGCGCGACCUAUCGAGGAGCCGCUUGACGUGACCAGCAGUAGUAUCGCGUGUCUUCUCGAUGCCGCAAGAAGCUGUUUGUUGGAAGAGCUUUCUUUGAGUUAUCAUCUGUCCAGUACAGCGCAGACCCACGCAGACUUCUCAAGCCUGUCAAGUGUGACGUUGCUCGAAUCCGCUAUCUCCACUAAUCAGUCCGGGGAUGCUUUCCAGUCAAUCCAGCAGGCGCUGCACAUCGACGUACCGAGAGUCAAGGCUUUGCAGUACGAACAGGGAGCUGUCGAGAUCGAACGGGGCGAGAGCAAAACCUCUGAUCCGCUUGCAUGGCCGAAGCAAUUGUGUCUGGGAGCACCAGGCCAGGUCACAGCUCAAGAGUUCCAAGCGGAGUACAUCGACAUCAUCCCUUCGUCCUGGACUGUGGUUUCACUAUGCUUGAGCGAGGAUUGCAGCGAGCUAUACGCUGCACGAUACCAUUCCAAGCAAACACCGUUGGUAUUAAAGCUUCCCUUCUCACGGCACAAGCCCGACGAUGUCGAUGAUGAUGCUUUUGACUUCGAGCAAGGCAGAUCAGAGCUUCAAGAAAUCAUUGACCUGUCGAACUACUCCUGCAACAAUCCAGGCAAGCUGGACGCCAAAGGCGCGAAGACGAAGUGGUGGAACCAGCGCGAAACGCUCGACAAGCGUCUGCAUGAGCUGCUGAUCAACAUGGAGAACAUCUGGUUCGGCGGCUUCAAGGGUUUAUUCUCGCAACACAGGAGCCAACAAGAUCUUCUUGAGCGGUUUCGAAAGUCGUUUGACCAAUUGCUGGCCAAGCACCUCCCGUCACGGCAAUCGAAACCAAGAGCGCAGUACAUGGCCCUUGACGACCAGAUACUUGAGCUCUUCAUAGGCUUGGGCCAUGACGACGGCACCAUCGACCUUGAGGAGCCUCUCGCGGAUCUGCUAUACUUUGUCGUUGACCUACUCCAAUUCCAGGGCGAGCGCAAUGCUUAUGAUGAGAUCGACUUUGACAGUAUGGUCGUCGAGGUCCUAGAUACGCUCCGAGCGUAUCAUGAGGCAAGCAACAGCCAGUCUGAAACGUCGCCUCAUCUUGUGCUUGUGCUUGACCGACGGUUGCAAGCGUUCCCAUGGGAGAGCAUGCCGUGUUUGCAGGAGUCGAGCGUGAGUAGGGUCGGCAGCAUGCUGUCGCUCCGUCAAAGCCUUCUCGCCAUGAGAGCAAGGCGGGAAGCCAAGGCAAUGCAAGGUGAAACGCAAGACUGCUACGUCGUCGAACGGAAGUCUGGCACAUAUAUUCUCAACCCUUCCUCGGACCUCACUGGCACGCAAGCAACAUUGCAGCCAGCACUGGCCAGUCUUAGUGAGAAGGGCGACUCUUCGUGGAAAGCGAUCGUGAACGAAGAGCCAAGUGAGCAAACAUUCAGCUCAGCAUUGAUGGAGUCUUCGAUGCUGCUGUACUUCGGUCACGGGGCGGGAUCUCAAUACAUCCGUCCGAGGACCAUCAAGCGGCUCGACCGAUGCAGCGAAGUUGUCUGGCUUAUGGGAUGCUCGUCAGGCACGGUGCAGGAAUAUGGCGAUUUGGAGCCAUCCGCAGUUCCGUUAUCUUAUCUGCUGGCUGGCGGAUGUACCGAUGAUUCUGAAGACAUUCCCAGCAGGUGCGUGGCGGUCGUCGCAACCCUAUGGGACGUAACGGACAAGGACAUUGACCGAUUCUCGCUUGCGAUGGGUGAAGUUUGGGGUCUGUGGCCAGCAUCAGAGCAAGCGAAGCUUCCAGCCAAGACUCCGCGGAAGCGACAGAUUCUUGCUGCUCCUUACACGCCAGACCAAGUUCCAAAGACGCCAAAGACGCCAAAGGUGCGGAAGACGCCUGCACCAGCCAAAACACCAGCCAGGAGUCAAAGUCGCCUACGGAAGGGUGGCAGCGGGAAGUGUAGCUUGGUGGAAGCAGUUGCUCGAAGUCGGGAAUCCUGCUACUUGCGAUACCUGAAUGGAGCGGCUCCCGUGGUCUAUGGUAUUCCUGUAUAUCUCGGAGACUAG
This is a messenger RNA of Saxophila tyrrhenica, 6093 nucleotides long. RefSeq names its product separin protein (gene ESP1). Gene Ontology annotation, molecular function: cysteine-type endopeptidase activity. The transcript has a single exon. Lineage: Eukaryota; Fungi; Ascomycota; Dothideomycetes; Mycosphaerellales; Extremaceae. Gene Ontology annotation, cellular component: cytoplasm; mitotic spindle pole body; mitotic spindle. The record is from RefSeq and is a predicted model, not a curated record. The coding region runs from base 1 to 6093 and encodes 2030 amino acids. Gene Ontology annotation, biological process: proteolysis; meiotic chromosome separation.